CCUUGUGGACCGGAUUUGGGGGACAGAGAGGCCUUCCAUUCCCAGUCAGCCAAUUUACUACCUCCAGGAGAAAUUCACAGGGAGCACGUGGCAAGAUAAAGUCAUUGGAAUCCGAAACCAGAUGAAAAACCAUGCCAAAGCCCCCACAGCGGUCCUUCUGUCUGCACUGGACGAGACAGCUUGGCUCUUCAACCUUCGAAGCAAUGAUAUCCCAUACAACCCCUUCUUCUAUUCCUACACUCUACUGAGCAACUCUUCGAUCAGGCUAUUUGUGAAUGCCAGCCGGCUAAGCAGUGACACUCUACAGUAUCUGAGCUCCAACUGCACGGACCUAUUGUGUGUGCAAAUCGAAGACUACGACCGAAUCCAAGAAAGCAUCCAGGAGUAUGCCAAGGGAGACGUCCGGAUCUGGAUUGGAACUGAAUAUACCACCUAUGGGCUCUACGGGGUCAUUCCCGAGGAGAAACUCGUGGAAACCUCCUACUCCCCAGUAAUGAUGGCUAAAGCAGUAAAGAACAAAAAGGAGCAAGAUCUGCUCAGGGAUGCCCACGUGCGGGAUGCUGUGGCUGUGAUCAGGUACCUGGUGUGGCUGGAGAAGAACGUGCCGCAGGGCACGGUGGAUGAAUUCUCUGGGUUGGAACAAGUGGACAAGCUCCGGGGAGAAGAAGAAUUCUCAGCUGGGCCUAGUUUUGAAACCAUCUCAGCCAGUGGCCUGAAUGCUGCCUUGGCCCACUACAGUCCAACCAAGGAGAUCCACCGUAAGCUGUCCCGAGAUGAGAUGUACCUGGUGGAUUCUGGAGGGCAAUACUGGGACGGAACAACAGAUAUCACCAGGACAGUCCACUGGGGAAUCCCGUCUUCUUUCCAAAAGGAAGCCUACACUAGAGUGUUGAUGGGAAACAUUGACCUGUGUAGACUUGUCUUCCCCUCAUCCACAUCAGGGCGAGUAGUGGAAGCCUUUGCCCGAAGAGCUUUGUGGAAAGUUGGCCUCAAUUAUGGACAUGGCACAGGGCAUGGCAUUGGCAACUUCCUCUCCGUGCAUGAAUGGCCAGUGGGAUUCCAAUCCAGUAACAUUGCUAUGACCAGAGGCAUGUUCACAUCUAUAGAACCCGGUUACUAUCAGGAUGGAGAGUUUGGAAUCCGCCUCGAAGACGUGGCCCUGGUAGUAGAAGCCCAGACCAAGUACGGUGGAUCCUACCUGGCCUUCGAGGUGGUGUCUCUGGUUCCCUACUGCCGGAACCUCAUCAAUACUAGUCUGCUGCUGCCAGAGCAGCUUGAGUACCUGAACCAGUACUAUAAGACGAUCCAGCAGAAAAUUGGCCCCGAGCUGCAGCGACGAAACCUGGAGGAAGAGUACCAGUGGCUCCUGAGGAACACUGAACCCCUAACUGGCAGCAGCAGUUAUACCCACCUUCCUGCAUCACUGACCGUCCUGGUGGCAGCCACCCUCGUGUCUACCCUGGGCCAAAGCCUAGCGUGAGGAGCCCCCCACAACCCCCCAGGGCUGAGCUGGGCACCGAAAGUUCAAGCCACCUGCCUCCAAACCUUAAAUUUGCAACCUUCGGGGAAGAACCCCCCCCAGAUUGAAAGUUGUGUUUCCUCUCACCCCCUCCCCACCCCCCAAUCUAAGGCUUUUCCAUCCUGAACUUCCUGACCCUGGCCCCAGACCAGGAUGUUCUGCCCAAAGGAGUCCAGAUACUUCCCAGGAUUCUAGGCCUCUGGGCUAGGAGUCUAGUGAAAGAUUUACUUUUUUAAAAUUUUUUUAAUAUUUGCUCUCAUUUCUCAAAUAAAAAAAAAGAACAGAG
Gracilinanus agilis (Agile Gracile Mouse Opossum) is the source of this 1805-nucleotide messenger RNA. RefSeq names its product X-prolyl aminopeptidase 2 (gene XPNPEP2). The coding region runs from base 122 to 1480 and encodes 452 amino acids. Gene Ontology annotation, molecular function: metalloaminopeptidase activity. The transcript has 15 exons. The record is from RefSeq and is a predicted model, not a curated record. NCBI's taxonomy places the organism in Eukaryota, Metazoa, Chordata, Mammalia, Didelphimorphia, Didelphidae.